Penicillium salamii is the source of this 1986-nucleotide messenger RNA. Lineage: Eukaryota; Fungi; Ascomycota; Eurotiomycetes; Eurotiales; Aspergillaceae. The record is from the annotation of a GenBank genome assembly.
AUGACGUCAAUUCCCCACACUCUGUCAACACCCGACGUGCGGCAACAAGCUUUCAUCCAUCUCAAUCACAACGGCAGGAUGAGCAAUGGAUCAGAGAUGCCCGGGGAGUUUGAUGAUGAGAGUUACGAUAUCACCACCCCAGAGGAAGUUGGCCCCCUGGCAACAUUGAGCCCCAGGCUACCCAACACCCAAUGGAAGGCUUCAUCGCGGACAGUGGAGGAGACACUAGCCCAAGGGCUAUCCAAUGAAGAUCUAUGGAUGUUGAUUCGGCGGUUUGACAAGCAAAUCUACCAUGUGAAAGCAGUCCAGGACGCGAAGGAGAAGAUCGACUUGAACCGCACGGAAAACGAACAGUUCCCACCCGAGAAGCUGCGCAUGACAUUGGAGAGGUUUUAUACAUCGGUGGUUGUGGGAGUUACCGAGUUUUUCCGCCAUAUUACUCGUUUGCGAUCAUGGAAGGAACCAGUUCGAACGACUAUGUUCUGUGGUGGGUAUUUUGUUGCUUGGGCGAUAGAUCUCUUGGUGCCGACAAUCUUGGGACUUAUUGUCGCCUUGAUAAUGGUUCCCCCUGUUCGGGCAUUGCUGUUCCCCGGCCGAGUGAAGAAAGCGGGUGAUGCUGCAACAAGCGGGACUGGUGGUCCGACUGACCAACCUGCGUCCGAAGACAGCCUCACGGGAGCCCCUGAGAACCACAAGGGUGAAGCCGCUGAACAGGAAGCUAAGAAUUUCGUCGACAGCUUUGCCACUGUUGCCAUGGAAAGUGCAGCGGCCAAAUAUGGUCAAACUGUGACGGAAGAUGAGCCAGAUAGACCUGCGAUCACCGAUGGAUUGGAAGCUGCCGAGGCUGCUGCAGAGAACCGCUCUGAUGACGCCCCUGAAGAUAAGACCAAGAAGCCAAUGAAGAAGAAGGUCUCGCAUGCGACAGACCAGGUCAUGCGCAUACUGAGUGAAAUCACCGACAUUUAUGAGAAGUUUGCCAACCUGCUUUCUCCCACACCACCGUUCUUCUUGGUUACAUCUCGGCUUCAAAUUGCUAGCAUAUUCACUUUGAUCUCCGUCCUUGUACCAUUCACAUCUAGUUAUUGGAUCAUCAAGUUCAUUGGAUUUGGAGUCGGACUUGGCUUCUUCGGUGAUCCAAUCUUCGCCCACACACUCGACCUGCUCAACACCAAAUUUCCAAACUGGAAGGACCAAAUGGAUAUCCAAAAAACGCUGUUGGCUGGCGUUCCCACCAAUGCACAGUUAACUUUAACUCUUCUACGCAUUGGCGAGAUCAACUCCUCACCACUCCCACCAGCCCCAGUAUCUGACGACAACGGACCAGCAUGGCCUAUCCGCCGUAAGAAAUCCCAAGCAGCGAGCACCACAGACCUAAGCACACAAGGUUCAUCCACGGAUCUCCAAUCCCCAACAUCAAACGCGUCCCUAGAACCAAUACCGAAGAAGAAAUUCGUCUUCAGGCUCCUGAAGUUCUUCCGCCGCACCAUCGCAACAGCAAUAAAAGGCCAUAUAGCCUUCGAUCGGGCGAUGGCAAUUGCAGGAUCCGCACAUACCAAAAACCUGAUUGGAAUGUUGCAAAAUCGCCAAUUCGGCAAUACAACCUUCGGACCAUUGAAGUUUGAUGCGAAGUUCGAACGCAAGAGAGGUGCUGUGGUUAUUGAUUCAUCAAAAGAGCCUCCUCUCUUAUACUUCACCACCUAUCAGUCCUCUGGGCUGGAUGAUCUGCGUAUCGAGAGCCGGAAGAAGGGUUCUGUUCUGUUCCAGAUUCCAGUAACUGAUAUCAAGGAGUUGAAGAAGACAGAGGGAUUGGGUUGGAAAGGUAAACUUAUUGUAGAGUUGACUGCUGGAAGUAAGGAGGCUGCGGAUGGAUUGGUGAUUGGUGGCGAUGAGUUGGGUCAAUCCUAUCAUCUUACCGGUAUGAGAUCGAGAAAUCAGCUGUUUAAUCGGCUGGUUGCUAUUGAUGCCCAGUUCUGGGAAAGUCGAUAA